AUGGUUGUUGUGACCUCUACCCCUUUAGGCUCUGGUUCUCCACGAGCAACGCUUGGCACAAACGGUGUAGACGGAAGCGUCACCAAUCCUGUACCAAUGCUAGAAGGCUCUUCCGCCGGGUGGUCGAAUAGUUCUAAUCGGAAAUCAUGCAACGUGGUCCUGCAUUGGCGUUAUUCACUCAGUGGAACGUCAAGCCGGCACCAUCUUCGUGCAUUUUGCUGUGGUCAUCCUAACCAGUCUCACUGUGUGAGACAACAUCAGUGCCGUAGCGACCGGGUUCCAUUGCGACCAACGCAGUGGGUCAGUCGGUACGCUCGUUCUUAUUCCGAUCGGGCGAUGUGCGAUUGUCAUAACCUCCGAAGUUUAGCGCUUUCAUCGAAGAUAUACGGUUGCGCCGGUCAACCUUUCGAG
Molecule: messenger RNA, 411 nt
Organism: Dicrocoelium dendriticum
Lineage: Eukaryota; Metazoa; Platyhelminthes; Trematoda; Plagiorchiida; Dicrocoeliidae
Source: the annotation of a GenBank genome assembly